Messenger RNA from Bipolaris victoriae FI3, 1899 nucleotides. RefSeq lists its product as hypothetical. Bases 1 to 1899 code for a protein of 632 amino acids. The transcript has 3 exons. The record is from RefSeq and is a predicted model, not a curated record. Lineage: Eukaryota; Fungi; Ascomycota; Dothideomycetes; Pleosporales; Pleosporaceae.
AUGCGCCGAUUCUAUUUCCGCACAAUAGCCGGGGUACUCGGACCACCCAUGAUUCUGUGCUACCUCGUUGUGAUAUGGCAAAAGUAUCUUGUUCCCAUCGACCCUGACUCGCCGGUAUCUUUUGGACCAGCAGGAGCGAAAUGGAUCUUCUACAGUUGGUUUGUCGCUGGAAUCAUUGGACUCAACUUGAGUCUUUAUGGGCUGGCGGGGGCAGAAGCUGGCAUGCUAAUGGAUCCAUUUUGGCGAGUCAAUAAUGCCAUGGUUCUCAUGCUCCACGCGGAUAAUACUUGGUCUGGUCCAGGUGGCUGGGGAAAGGCAAUCAAAUGGGUCGUGCGCAUGCGUGGAACUGGUCACAAGCAGACUCGACAUCCAGGGCGCUUGUGGUUCAUUCUCGCACUUCCUAGUAUGGUUGUCUUUGUAGCGUGGCCACUGUCCGGUCUUUGUUUGGAAAUGACGAGUGGUUUCGUACGAGGCUCACCAGGAAGCGCACCCAGUGUUUCUGGAUUCGUGUACUCCGACUUCAAUGGCAGUCCAGGAGGUCGUAGCCCUUCGAAAGAGCCUCAGCCCGAUGCACGCGUCCCUGGAUUUGGCGCAGUAUACACACCCCAGGGCUUCGACCGAUCUAAGAAGAACUUUCUCCAACAAGUUCCAGUGGUCUUACCCAUGGAUGAGGGAGUCGAGGAGAUUUUCUUGACUGCUCAAGGCAAGACGCCGAUUGAUGGCAAGGCCUGGGGCCUGUUACUUCACUAUGAAUGCAGCAUCGUGGAUAAGUUAUCCGACAUGCGUCUACUCAACCAACGUCGAUCUUCGAUGGAUGUCUGGGGAUCCAAGGACGUUCGCAAGGAGCCCCAAGGCAAAAAUAAUGGGUUGUGGGACUUCAAACCUGAAAAAUGGUCUUUGAAUAUCGAUGCUGUCAUAGAGACCGCAUACGAGACAUUACUGAUGCCUAACACGUUACCUAGAGAAAACCCUUGUACCUACGAGGACGUGCUGAAUGAGAAUUCACCUACUGGGUACUGCUACUAUAACACGGACAGCAUCGCAGCACAAGACAACUCGAAAAUGGAUCAAAAGCGAAUCUUCGAAGUACUCUUAUGGCAAGGACUCAUCGGUCCUCUAUCCGCAAUCGGCGUGUCCUGCACUUCAAAAAGUAGCGUCGGCACCGCAGAUAUCAACGGCGUCCACUCCACCUUCUCAAACUUCAGCCGAACUGACACCCCCAUCCCCACCCGCCGCGGCGAGUGCGCCCGAAGCCUCGGCGCCGAAACCCUCGCCUGCACACUCAAACUCCAGGAAAACGGAUGGCUACGAUGGUUCUUUGAUUCCGUCGGCGCACCGCUCCCCAUCGAUAGCGUCCAAACGAAUAACCCCGGCUUCAUCGAACUCGGUUUCAGAGAAAACGUCCAACUAGCUUACCUGCAGGCGUCACAGCUGAGGCAGAGUUUGCUUAAGGCGUUUUCGUCAUACGCCAUUACCCUCAUGUACAACGAUGGUCGCGAUUUCAUCGCCCCCGAUGGGAGUCGCCUUGUCAAAACGAACCCCAACAUGACUGCCUUCACUGCCGGCACCGUCAUAACGGGAAACGUCAUGCCUGCCAUUAUCCCCAUUGCGCUAUUCGGCUUCUGGGCCGUCACCAGCUCGGCUUUGUGUCUUGUAUACGGUUUUCGCAGGCGCUGGAGUGCGAUGUUGGAUGGGCACACUGUUUUUAGACUCGGUGUCGAGUUGAAGGAUGGGUACAAGGCGAAAUUUAUGAAGCAUUCGUCACUGGCGGAGAUUGAGGAGUGUAGUGCAUUGCAUGAGAUUCCAGGGUUUGUGGGUGAUGUGCAGCCGAGGCAUCGUUUGGGGAGAAUUGGACUGGUGGAGGGGGAGGCUGCUGAUAAGGAUAAGUACUAUGAGUGA